UUCCCUUCUCUCUCUUCACUGUUGUUUGUUCUCUCUUUCAAUUGAACGAUGUAAGUUUCUCUCUCUUUUUUCUAUCAAUUAUUCUCCUGCAAGGUUUAUGGCUUGAUUCAUUAUCGCUCAAAGAGAGAGCAAUUGAAAAACCUCAUUGAGUUCUGCUGAGAUGAAGAGCAUGUUAUGAAAGCUUUCUUCAUUGGUGGAUUUUCUAGACGAAGAAGACAAUGGCUGCGCCGGCUGAGCCUUUCCCAGACGAAGGUGAGGCUGAGGAUGAGUUGGGGGAAGCCCCCCUUGAACGCGGGGGACCUCGCCAGCGAUCCUCGUUCCCCGGGGGGUGCUUUGUUUGCCCUGACCCUGAGGGCUAUAACGCCUUCACUCAGGCUCCUCUCGACCCUGGACCAUCAGGGACUUAUUUCGCCGAUCUUCCGGAGCCUCCCUCUGAUCUACCGGGGCCUCACACUUUCACCACGCCCCCUCCCGUUUCGGCGAGCGGAUCGUCUGUCCUCACCCAACCAGGUGCCCCUGGUGUGGAUGGGGAGCCCUGGGUGACUCGGAUGGUGACGUCUUACGAGCAGCGAUUCAUCCAACUUGCCUCGGGCCUCCCCGUAUCUGACUGGAAUGGCCUUUCGAAUGUUGCUCAGUCGGACCUUGGGGAAACCCUAAGGCGCACCGCGACUUGGGUCUAUAUUGUGGCUAUGCGGUUUGCCGACUCGGCUGACAAUCUCGCAGCACGGGCUCAGGAGCUCGAGAGAGAGCUUAAUGAAACCAAGGAUAAGUUGACAAGGGUUCGGACCAAACUUGCCAACUCGCUAAAAAAGAGGACGAAAGCAGUUGCCAAGGCCUCGAAGCUGCAGGACAUGGUCAUCAAGCUAGAGAGCGAGCUCCAGGGUGCCCGGGCUACCGCGGCUGCUGCGCAGGCGAGGGUCUUUUCCCUAGAGACCGAUCUUGCAGCUGCUAGAGCUGAGGUUGCUGCGUCGCAGGAGAGGGUUGUCUCUUUAGAAGCGGAGAGGGCGACUACUGAGCAUAGAUCCAUAGAGCGCGCCCUCUAUGGCGUAUGGAGGCAGGACCCCAACUUCGACUUCUCCUCCUUUGGCGAGUAUGCCGUGGCCCGGGCGGCUGGGUGGAGCGCCCGAGGCAGAAGGCCCUGAGGUUGCUAUUUCAUUACCUCUGCAAGCCAACCCGUUGUAGAUGUAUGCUCGUUUGAGCCGUUGUAAUAUUAUUGUUAUUACUAUUUUUCUUUUGUAAAUCUUGUCAUGUCCUCAAGACUCCUUUUUUUUUUAAUGUAUAUUUACAUGUGUGGUUAUUUAUCUCUUAUUCCACUGCAUUUGAGGCCCUUUUGAGCCUGUAUGAUGGGAUUUGGCGGGUUCCCUUCAUUUAUUUACCAGGCUGGAGGUCCUUCGGAGCCCAUGUGGAAGGGUUCACUGGGACCUCUUUUGGCGCCUCUUGAUUACUUUUAUAAUUAUAUUUUGACUCUUUGGGUCUUAGCUAUCCUUAUAUAUAUUCUUGUGCGCACUUAUUAUUUUU
Messenger RNA from Humulus lupulus (European hop), 1518 nucleotides. RefSeq lists its product as uncharacterized. The record is from RefSeq and is a predicted model, not a curated record. The transcript is spliced from 4 exons. Lineage: Eukaryota; Viridiplantae; Streptophyta; Magnoliopsida; Rosales; Cannabaceae. Gene Ontology annotation, biological process: proteasome assembly. Bases 219 to 1142 code for a protein of 307 amino acids.